Molecule: messenger RNA, 2246 nt
Organism: Rhododendron vialii
Lineage: Eukaryota; Viridiplantae; Streptophyta; Magnoliopsida; Ericales; Ericaceae
Product: protein DA1-like
Exons: 13
Coding region: 417-2060 (547 amino acids)
Molecular function (GO): ubiquitin binding
Source: RefSeq, a predicted model, not a curated record
CCAACCCGGUUUGAUAUUCCUUUCUUCAAGCCCUUCGCGUUUUAAACCCGACACAACAACUCCUCCUCCCGAUUUCCACGUCUUCACCUUCUUUGACCUUUGAAUUUGCGUAAUUUUCAAGUCUCCCUCCAUCUGCUCAGCCUCUGCGAUUUUUCUCUCUCUUUACAUUUUACCCAGGAGGUUUCGUAGAGAUUUCAGGAGGAGUCCAUAGUAGUGUUUUGGGUUUGGUAGAUUCUUGUUUGGAUUGAAAGAAAAUUAAAAGGGUAUGCUGAGAAUAUCUUUACGCGGCUGGAAUUGUCGUGGGUGAUGUUGCUUUUGAGCUGAUUAGGUUCUUAUCUGAUCUGGGUUUUUUCUGCUUCCCACCAUUCUUGCUGAUUCUUGGUCUGCUUUGAGAUGAGCUAAAUAACAGCUUUUUGAUGACUUCUCAAAGCAAUUUUGUUGUUGGAACUGAUGCAUAUUGGGAAGCAGCAUUAUGGCUGAUAGCAUUUCGACUUAUGGGCUGGCUUAGCAAAAUUUUCAAGGGCUCAAGCCACAAAGUUUCAGAGGGGCAAUAUGACUGGAAUGAUAGAUAUAGUGAAGAAGAAACAGUCGGGAAUGAACCUUCGACUUCAGGGGAUGCGGGUUCAGAGACCGAAGACAUAGAUCAUGCCAUUGCACUCUCCCUUUUGGAAGAAGAUCAUAAAAGGAAAAACGUUGUUGAUUAUGAAUCCCAAUUGAAAGAAGAUGAACAAAUUGCCAAAGCUCUACAGGAAAGCUGGAACAUUGAAUCUCCACCACGAUAUGGACCUGGAAAUGGCAAUGGCCAUGGCCAUGGCCGUGGAAAUGCGAAUGGAAAUGGAAAUGGCCGUGGAAAUGCGAAUGGAAAUGGAAAUGGGAAUGUGAGUGGCAGUGGCAGUGGGAGUUGGAAUGGGAAUGGAAAUAUUUAUCAACCUAUGUCUUACCCCUAUUCAACAGGGGUCAGAGUAUGUGCUGGUUGUAACACUGAGAUUGGUUACGGAAGAUUUCUCAAUUGCAUGAAUGCAGUUUGGCAUCCAGAAUGUUUCAGAUGCCAUGCCUGCAACCAACCAAUUUGUGAUUAUGAGUUUUCGCUGUCUGGGAAUUAUCCUUAUCACAAGUUUUGCUACAAGGAGAACUAUCACCCAAAAUGCGACGUUUGCAAACAUUUUAUACCAACAAACGCUGCUGGUCUUAUAGAAUAUAGAGCACAUCCUUUCUGGGUCCAGAAGUACUGCCCCUUUCAUGAACAUGACGGGACUCCUCGGUGCUGUAGCUGUGAGCGAAUGGAGCCAAGGGAAACAAAAUAUGUUGCACUGGAGGACGGUCGAAAGCUCUGUCUUGAGUGUCUGGACUCUGCAAUCAUGGACACUAAUCAGUGCCAACCCCUCUAUCUUGAUAUACAAGAAUUUUAUGAAGGAUUGAAUAUGAAAGUGGAGCAGCAGGUUCCCCUACUCUUGGUGGAGAGGCAAGCAUUGAAUGAAGCCAUGGAUGGUGAAAAGAGUGGCCAUCAUCACAUGCCUGAGACCAGAGGACUCUGCCUUUCCGAGGAGCAAACUGUUAGCACUAUUUUGAGGCGCCCAAAAAUUGGGGCAGGAAACAGGGUCAUGAAUAUGAUAACUGAGCCUUAUAAACUCAUCCGUCGUUGUGAGGUGACUGCAAUCCUGAUUUUAUAUGGCCUUCCUAGGUUGCUGACUGGUUCUAUCCUAGCCCACGAGAUGAUGCACGCAUGGCUUCGACUUCAAGGUUACCGAACACUAAGCCAAGAUGUCGAAGAAGGUAUCUGUCAGGUAUUAGCUCACUUGUGGUUAGAAUCUCAGAUCAUGUCCACAUCAGGCAGCAACGGUGCAUCAACCUCAUCAUCCGCUUCUGUUUCAAGAUCAUCGAAGCAGGGGACAAGAUCUCCGUUCGAGAGGAAACUAGGGGAUUUUUUCAAACACCAGAUUGAAUCAGACGCGUCUCCGGUUUACGGAAACGGGUUUAGAGCUGGUAACCAUGCUGUCCUCAAAUAUGGUCUCCGGAUGACCCUGGACCACAUUCGGCUUACAGGAGGUUUUCCUUAUUAAAGUUUUUGGUCUGGAUUUGAACGACCCUUGUGAUUGCAAUGACUGAGUGAAGUUUGGCCUCUUUACGUUAAAAUGCAAUAGAGUAGUUAUAGAACUUUUUUUUUUUGAUUUCUACAAAUUGUAGAUGCAGUCCUUUUACAUACAUUGAAAGAAAAUUAAUAAAAUCAUUCAUUGUUUUUCGAUUGA